Sardina pilchardus (European sardine) is the source of this 1797-nucleotide messenger RNA. RefSeq names its product hemopexin-like. Gene Ontology annotation, biological process: heme transport; intracellular iron ion homeostasis. Bases 76 to 1398 code for a protein of 440 amino acids. The record is from RefSeq and is a predicted model, not a curated record. Gene Ontology annotation, molecular function: heme transmembrane transporter activity. The transcript has 10 exons. Lineage: Eukaryota; Metazoa; Chordata; Actinopteri; Clupeiformes; Clupeidae.
UUGGGUCCACGGUCAUGUUGGGCACCUUGUCCAGUUGAUCUCUCUCCAGAGGUUGUACCAGAGGUCCUGCUCACCAUGAAGCUGCUCUUCCAGACGCUGUGUCUCUGCCUGGCCCUGGGCCUCGCCAUCUCGCAUCACGGGGGGGAACAUUUACAGGCAGAUGAACCAGCACAUGACCACUCCCAGCACCAUGGCGCUGUGCUUGACCGCUGUGAUGGAAUGGAGAUGGACGCUGUGGCAGUUACUGAGAUAGGAACACCAUACUUCUUCAAAGGCGAUCACCUCUUCAAAGGCUUCCAUGGAAAGCCUGAACUCUCCAAUGCGUCCUUCUCUGAGCUGGAUGACCAUCACCACCUAGGGCAUGUGGACGCUGCCUUCCGCAUGCACGUUCCUGAUGCUCCCGAGCACCACGACCACAUGUUCUUCUUCCUGGACACCAAAGUGUUCAGCUACUUCAACCAUACCCUGGAGCCCGGCUAUCCUAAGGACAUCAGAGAUGUCUUCCCUGGGGUCCCCGACCAUCUAGAUGCUGCUGUGGAGUGCCCUGAAGAGGACUGCAAGACCAACAUGAUUCUCUUCUUCAAAGGUGAUGAUAUCUGGCACUACGACAUCAAAACCCAGAAGUUAGACGAGAAGGAGUUCACCAGCAUGCCCAACUGCACCUCUGCCUUCCGCUGGCUUGGCCACUACUACUGUUUCCAUGGUCACCAGUUCUCCAAGUUUGACCCAAUGACAGGAGACGUACAUGGCAGAUACCCCAAGGAUGCGCGCGAUUACUUCAUGAGAUGCCCAAAGUUCGGUGAUUCCACUAACCACGUGGAGAGAGAACAGUGCAGCCAUGUGCACCUUGAUGCAGCUACAUCUGAGGAUAAUGGCAAUGUGUAUGCAUUCAGAUCCCACCACUUCCUGCGUAUGGAGGGAGAGAAAUUGCAUUCUGAUACCAUUGAAAGUGCCUUCAAGGAACUGCACAGUGAACCAGAUGCUGUCUUCUCCUAUGAAGGCCACAUGCACAUGAUCAAGGACAAUGAAGUGUUCGUCUACAAGAUUGGGGAGCCACACACACAUCUGGAAGGCUACCCCAAAUCCCUGAAAGAUGAGCUUGGUCUUGAUGGACCUGUGGACGCAGCUUUUAUUUGUCAAGAUCACCACAUUGCACAUGUGAUCAAAGGUCAAACUCUUUAUGAAGUGGACAUGAAGGCAACACCUCGUGUACCCAUCAAGGACGGCCCCUUCCCCCUCUUCAAGUACGUGGAUGCUGCUAUGUGUGGCAAAGACGGAGUCAAGAUUAUUGUUGGCAACCAUUUCUACCACUUUGAGAGCCUCAAGGCCAUGCAAGAGGCAACAGCUGCUCCUGAGUCCAAGAGAGUGUCCACAGAGCUGUUUGGCUGCGACCACUAGAUGGAGCCAAAGGGUUACUUGGAAGAGUGGGCUUGGGCUGUCUACAGGAGAGACAGACGCAUGUGAAGCAAACUCCAUCUAUCACCUCCCAGACCAAAAGCACGAGCCCAGCUAGUCUCUCUCACUUAGGGGCAUUACCUGUCCCCCUCUUAAUGCCCUCUUAGAGUUGAUGUGUACUUCUACCUCUGAUUAUACUGCUCUGUUCUUCUCACCAACAUACUUUCUUGCACAAUCACACAGACUGCAUUAAAUGUUUUCCAUGCCACUGGUUUGUUGAGUUUUGGACAUACCCAAUAGUUUGUUCUUCUUUUCUUUAAGACCAAGAGAACAUUCUAAGAUAUGAUUUUGUUGACAGACAUUAGUGCCUUGUGGUUUCACAAAUAAACCUGAAUUACAUCA